ACGAUGCGGCGCCCUGUGAACCCGGUAUAGCUGGAAAUCCGACGAUUGACCUACGGGUUCGUCGUGUCCUGUGUGUACUUGCAGUCGCUGCACAUACGGUUCAAGACCUCUCAGCGCAUAAUCAUGACCCUGCGCUGUCGCCCGACGGGCAGUGGAUGCCAAAGCAUCAAGCCUCUGACAGUCACUUACGUCGCAUCACAGUCAUCGCUAGGGACACAAAUAGCCGAUGCGGCCGUUGAGCUUACGGUUCGUAUCAGACGUUUGCCUAUAUGAUGCACCGAAGCCCCCGUAUCGAAGGCUCCAUCCUACAACCAUCUACCAGUGGAUCGUCCUUCGUCACUUGGGUAUCGCGCAAGCAUGGGCUUCCUAACAUAUUUGAUGCUGCUUUGCACCGCAACGGUGGCCUUUGUCCAUGGGACGUUGUUUGCAGAUCCGCAAGAACUUUCCCGACAAUCGUACGACUUCGUUAUCAUUGGAGCGGGUACCGCGGGAAAUGUGCUUGCUCGCAGAUUGAGCGAAGUAUCAGAAUUCUCAGUUCUUGUAAUCGAAGCAGGUGUAAAUAAUGAUGUUCUGUUCGACGACCAGGUUCCUCUGUUGGACCCAUUGAUUUGGCCCGAUACCGCGAUCAGCUGGAAUUACACCACCACUGCUCAGACAGGACUUGAAGGACGAUCAUUCGAUUAUCCACGUGGGUUUGUACUCGGCGGAACGAGCACAAUCAACCUCAUGGUAUGGAGUCGGGGGUCUGUGGACGACUGGAAUCGUUAUGCGAACUUUACCAACGACAGCGGGUGGUCUUGGGAGGAGAUGUUGCCAUACAUGGAGAAGAGCGAAAUGCUUGUUCCACCGAAUGAUCACCAUAACACAACGGGCCAAAUCAACCCGUCUGUGCAUGGCACCAAUGGACCUAUUAGUAUCAGCCUCCCCGCUGCCUCCAUGCCGCUGGACAGUCGUCUACUCGAGAGCGCUACUGCUGAAUUUCCGCAUAACGAGGAUAUGAAUGACGGUUAUCCACUGGGUAUCGGUUGGCAACAGGGUACCGUCACCACAGCGGGUAGAAGGAGCGACUCAGCAACGGGAUACCUGGAUCCCAUUAUAAAUCGCACAAAUUUGGACGUACUCAUACAGACGCGCGUUACCAGACUCAUAUCAUCCAACUCCGGUACCUCUGUGCCAAAUUUUAACCAAGUAGAAGUGGCACAGAAUCGUUCUUCGGAGGGCAUCAUCAUCAGUGCUUCCAAAGAGGUGAUACUGUGUGCAGGCUCAAUUGGCACUCCCCAAUUGCUAUUACUGAGCGGCAUCGGCGAUCCCAACACACUCCAGGGACUAGGGAUCGAGCCUGUCGUCAACAACACCGACGUUGGUCAGAAUCUCGUUGACCACCCUCUUAUUGGCAAUGUAUGGAUUGUCAACUCGAACGCUACCUGGGACAACGUGUUUCGUAACGCGACAUAUUUGGAAGACCUAUUGCAGCUUUGGAACUCCACGGGAAGUGGCCCUCUGAGCGACACGGGUACGAACCAGAUCAUAUGGUCAAGAUUACCGAACGGUUCAGCCAUCUUCGCCAACUAUACGGACCCCUCUGCAGGGCCCGCCUCUCCGCACAUAGAAGUACUAUCUCAUAAUUCGUUCGGUUCACUUGUUGAACUCAUGCCGAGCACGGGAAGCUACAUGACUCUAUAUACGGCGGUCGUCUCCCCCGCUUCGAAGGGCUCUGUGACGCUUGCGUCGAAUGAUGCGUUUGACAGCCCCCUAAUCGAUCCUGGAUUGCUGUCUGAUUAUUUCGACGUCUACACCAUGAUCCAGGCAGUCAAACAGGUGCGAAACCUUAUCAACUCGUCCGCAUGGGAAGGGUUCGCUGUGGCAGAAUACGGCCCGUUCGCGGAUGCACAGACAGACGAGGAACUAGAGGAAUAUGUCAGGAACAGCACAACGUCAAUAUGGCAUCCAGUCGGCACGGCAAGGCUAUCCGCGGAUGCCAGUCCCGAUGGAGUCUUGACAUCCUCACUCCUUGUCAAAGGUGCAUCCGGUCUACGCGUUGUCGACGCCUCCGUACUACCCUAUAUUCCUGCUGGACAUCCGCAAGCCGUCGUCUACGCUAUCGCUGAAAGGGCAGCGGACCUGAUCAAAGCAGCAUGGCAGAACCACUAGGACGAUACAGUUUAUUUCGAU
Molecule: messenger RNA, 2172 nt
Organism: Fomitopsis serialis
Lineage: Eukaryota; Fungi; Basidiomycota; Agaricomycetes; Polyporales; Fomitopsidaceae
Product: aryl-alcohol oxidase-like protein
Exons: 11
Coding region: 358-2151 (597 amino acids)
Molecular function (GO): flavin adenine dinucleotide binding; oxidoreductase activity, acting on CH-OH group of donors
Source: RefSeq, a predicted model, not a curated record